UGUUCAUUUGAGGCGUUAUGAUAAUUUAUUGAUCGAAAACUUUUUUCUUAGACAGUGAGCAUUACAGUGCGCCAAUUCACCUGUUGGUGCAGGUUCUGCAUGUAGAUGCAAGUGGAGAAGAAAAUUGAAGAAAAAUUAACAAACUGUUCAACAAAAGAAAAAAGUCCCUGACAAAACAGUCAAAACUCAGUUGACAUUUGACUUGUGUAGGCAGUGUAGCUAGCCGCUAGGUACUCUGAGACCUGAGUCUGUACUCAGAGACCAGAGUCUCAGUCUAAACUCUCAAGUCACCAAGCCAAGUUCUCAGAAUGUGGUUUCAAUAUGGGAGACAAAUUUUUUCAAACCGUAAAAUUCUAAUCAAAGUAUUCCAAGUGCCAUGUUCAUGUAUGUCAGCUACUCCUGGUUUUAAUCCAAAAAAAAUUCUCAUCCUAACUAAAUUAUCCCGGUAUGAUUUUGAAAGAAGAUUACAUCCAAAUCUUAGUGAAGAUCAAUUAAAGUCUAGUUUAUAUGCCAGAGGUUCUGAUUAUCACAUGCUGCUUCAUUAUCACAAUGUACACAAGAGAGUGGAGCAAGCUGUUGUUCAGGCCUUUGAUGAGACUGGAAUAGAGACCAAAGUUGUUAACCGCCUUGAGUAUUGCGAUGCUCUCAUUGCGUGGGCUGAUGCAGUAGUCACUACGGGCGGUGACGGCACUUACCUGCUAGCGGCGUCAAGGAUACGUGACAGAAGCAAGCCUGUCAUUGGCUUCAAUUCAGACCCUACGCGCUCUAAGGGGCAGCUCUGUCUUCCUGAGAAAUAUUCAGCCUCUCCCAGAACUGCUGUGGCUCAGUUACGCAGAGGGCUGUUCAGAUGGCAGUAUCGAUCCCGCAUCAGAGUGACGCUGCGCGGUGAACACAUUUACCAAGCACCAAUUGAACUGCACGACCAGCAGCUCCUCAACCCGGAGUACAGAUAUUUGGACAUCGAUGCAAACUUGAAGAGUGAACAUGUGCGGCACUCCUUGUCAGAGUGGGGCCAGGCUGACCCCUCGCUGCCUACAAGAGUUCUUCCUGUAUUGGCUCUCAAUGAGGUGUUCAUCGGGGAGUGCAUAUCAGCGCGCGUGUCGUACCUGGAGUUGCAGUUCGACGACCAGGCGCCAGGGAAGCACAAGUGCUCAGGUCUCAUCGUCAGCACGGGCACAGGCUCCACGUCCUGGACCUACAACGUCAACAAACUCACCGAGCAGAACCUCGAGCAGGCGUUGCUUAUACUGGAAGAGGUCACUGGCAGUCCUAAAAAUUUCUCACAUCCUGCGCUGGUUGCCAAGGUGGCAGACGAGUUCAACAUCCUCGCCCCUUUCUACCCGUCCUCUCUUCCACUUUUUCUCCUUUCCCCUCCUCCACUAUUCCCCUGUUGCACCCUCUUCUCUCUCUUCCCCCUUUUUGUUCCACAUUCCUCAUCCCCACCAGCGUUCCCCUCAUCCUCCCUCACACUCCCCUCACUCCUCCCUUCAUUAACUGCUUAA
Hyalella azteca is the source of this 1502-nucleotide messenger RNA. RefSeq names its product NAD kinase 2, mitochondrial (gene Nadk2). Gene Ontology annotation, biological process: NADP+ biosynthetic process; NAD+ metabolic process. The record is from RefSeq and is a predicted model, not a curated record. Gene Ontology annotation, molecular function: NAD+ kinase activity. The transcript has 8 exons. Gene Ontology annotation, cellular component: mitochondrion. Lineage: Eukaryota; Metazoa; Arthropoda; Malacostraca; Amphipoda; Hyalellidae. Bases 309 to 1502 code for a protein of 397 amino acids.